This is a messenger RNA of Monosiga brevicollis MX1, 2262 nucleotides long. RefSeq lists its product as uncharacterized. The transcript is spliced from 21 exons. The record is from RefSeq and is a predicted model, not a curated record. Bases 1 to 2262 code for a protein of 753 amino acids. Gene Ontology annotation, biological process: intracellular protein transport; Golgi to plasma membrane transport; exocytosis. NCBI's taxonomy places the organism in Eukaryota, Choanoflagellata, Craspedida, Salpingoecidae. Gene Ontology annotation, cellular component: membrane; exocyst.
AUGGCUGCGGAGCGUGUAGACAGCAAGUCGACGCAAUCCAAUCAUGCGCGGAUCAUUGACCAGGUCAUGUCCAGCGACAUCAACUUGGGGUCGGCCAUUGGUGCGGCCUACGAGAAUGGCAUUGAUGCCAAGGCUCUUCUCGAUCAACUGAAUGCCCGGGCCUCGCGCAUCGAUGAAGACUUGAAACGCAUUUGUAACCGCAACUACCAGGGAUUUGUCGAGUCGGUCCAGGAGCUUCUCAGUGUUGGGGAACACGCCGACGACCUCAAGCUGGCUGCACGAGAAUGCUCCGAGGGCUUGCAAGACGCUGGUGAACAUCUGCGGCAACACAACGAACGGUUGCUGGCCAUGCGCCGACAACACCGCAAUGUCUUGGCAGGCCUUGAAGCACUGCAUGUCUGUCGCCCAGCCAUUGUGCUAUACAACCAAGCUCAGCAACAGCUGCGCGAGGGUCGUGCCUACGCUGCACUCAAAACCCUUCAAGAGCUGGAGGCCGAGCAACUGCCGCGUCUGACAUCGUACAAGUUUGUUGAGACGAUUCGAACAGAAAUUCCGGCCCUCCGGUUGCAAGUCAAGCGAGAUUCCAUGACCAGUCUGCGCGACUUUUUGGCCUCCCUGCGCCAAUCGUGCGAGCCUCUGGGAGCCCAGGCCAUGACGGCCUCGCAAAGUGGCUCCAACUCUGGUACGCCACGCCGCGCGACCCAGCAAUCAAUCGAGGGCACCGAGCUCGACUUUAGCCCCUUGUAUCGUUGCGCCCACAUCUGCAAAGUCCUGGACGUCAUGGAGGAAUGUGCCGAGUACUAUCGUGAAGAGCGGCGCAAGCAGUUGGAUUUGGUGCUGAAUCCUACCACUUCCCUGACAUCGGAAACCACGUUUCGGGCGUACUUUCAUGCAGUGGCCGGUUGCUUCAUUGCGGAGCACACGGUCUUGGCGACAACGGAUGGACUGAUCUCGCGGCAGUGGUUGGACUCGCUGUGGCAAACGGCACUCACACAGCUGAGCCAGGUGACACAAGCCCAACUGGCUCAGUGUACGACAGCUUCCAUGAUUCGCCAGGUCAAGGACAUGAUUGUGACCUUCAAUCGUACAAUGCUAGCGCAUGAGUACUCCGUCUCGCGGCUGACCGAUGUGCUCCUUCAAGUGCGGUCUCGGUAUCAGGCUGUGUUGGUCACCAUCUCGACCGAGGCCUUCAAAGCCAUCCUGGCUGAGGACAACUACAAUCCCUUGCGGCUCGACAAUGCCGAUCAAUACCGCGAGCUGUUGGAAACGUACCCCUUUGAAGAUGGCGCGACCGUGGGCGCAACCGUCUUUCCUCGCCAGCUCCUGUUCAGCAAUGCCGUGCCUCGAUUGUACGCCGAGGUUCGGCACUACAUUGAUCUGAGCCACCAGUUUCUGGAGAACGUGGGCCUCUCGAGCACCGAGGUGGACGAGUUGUUGCGUCAAUCGACCAACCACCUCUUCUCAAAGGUGUUGAGUAGCAUCUUGAUGAAGCUGGUCCGGUCGGCCGGUCUCAACGUUCAGCAGCUGACACAAAUCUCGCUGAACACGACUCAGCUGGAGCUGGCUUGCGAGAGCUUGGAACUGUACAUUAGCCAAUUGACGCGCUCCAUCGGCAACGACGUGCACGGUACCCGCUUGCAUGGUGCUGACACGCUCAAGGAUCCCCGCUCGGCGGCCGAAGAUGGCAUCUUUGCGUGCCUGCAAGGGCGCAUUGACCAGUUUUUGGAGCUGGCGGAGUUUGAUUGGGCACCAUCGGCGCCCAAAACGACACCAAGUCCUCACAUGUUUGAGCUGCUGGCUUAUCUCACCACCACGUUUGCCGCCCUGCGCCACAUGCCAACCGAAGUGGCUCGGGCUGCGUACUUUAACACUUGCAAAUACAUUGGCCAGCGCCUCAUUUCUCAGGUCGAGGAUCCUGAAAUCAAAAAGAUCAAUCUGAACGGGAUCAAAUCCUUUGAGGUGGACGUCGCCACGUGCGAGGAGUACGCCGACACCUGUCCUGUGAUUGAGGCUGGGGAUCAGCUGCUCAAGGGAGCCUUUGUCCAGCUGCGCGAAUUGGUCGACGUGUUUCUCCGCAAUGACUGGGACAAGUUUUGUGAUCCUCUUAUGCGCCGCAAGUAUUAUCCCCACUUGAAGACGGCCACCGCCAUUACUUGGCUCGAAAAAUUCGAAGACAAGGCGCAGUCAAGCAUCUUUGGACGUCGCAGCGAGAAGAAGUCGCGCGAAGUGGAGGCCGUGCUACGCCAGCUCAAGGCUCAGUAG